Punica granatum (pomegranate) is the source of this 1497-nucleotide messenger RNA. Lineage: Eukaryota; Viridiplantae; Streptophyta; Magnoliopsida; Myrtales; Lythraceae. The record is from RefSeq and is a predicted model, not a curated record.
GAUUUGGUAUCCUUCCUAUAGAUCCAACAUUGACAAAAGGCGAAUAAAAUAUGAGAUGACGUGAAACAGUUGGGCUCAUUGUUUGCCGAAACAAAUUCGAAGUAGGAAUCAUUCGUGUGUAAUACAAAGCAAAUAGUUUUUGAAUAGAAGAAACUGAUGUUAUUACUGACGGGAGUUGAGAAGACCUAUGAAAACACAGAUGGAUUACGAGGAAGGGACCACGAGAAAUGCUAGUAGAAAUUUGGCAAUUGCUCACCUAAUGCAGAAAAUAAUCGAUCCUGACUCAUAGUUAAAACCUGACCUUCUAGGAGGUGUUUGAAGCUCUUUUAAAUCCUUUGUCUCUUCCUGUUUUGCUUGAUGUGAAACAAAGGAAAUUGGAAACAAGUCGGAAUGCGUUUUAGAAGACCUUUUACGUUUUAGGUCCAGGAAGAAGACCUUGACAAGUUUUCCCAGCUUUCUGGAACAGAACACAGAUAGGAUAGUUGUCUUCACGUAUGAAAAAACGAGUUUUCCAUCUCUUCAUUGAAGAACACUUUCAGAAGUACAAUGUCGAAGACAUUUUCCCCCCUGUUUCGGAACUUGGAUUGGAAAAGAUCAAAGGGCUGUACUUUCUAAAAUGCACUGAGUUUGCUGCAGCUUCAGUUUUUAGAGUGCAAUCUCCUCAACGAGUUUGGGAUGAACUAUGCAUAUGGACAACCGGGGUCUUCAACACGAUGAUCAAUGAGCCCAACAUGACAGCCCAAAUCAAUCUUUUCCUGGGCUUGCUCGAAAGGAACUUCUACACUAAACAAGACCUUGAAUCCUCUGUAGCUCUGUUCUCUGUUGCCGGAAACGACUAUGCUGCCCACGUGAUCAGAGAUGGCAAUGAACAUGAUCUUUCUGACUUCACAGGUUCACUGAUGACACAACUGGAAGUGAAUAAGAGGCGAAUCAACAGCUUAGGAGUGCAAAAGAGAGCGGUGACAGCCAUGGAACAGAUGGGCUGCUUGCCUCAAUUGGCAGCUUGUUCUUUAUACGAGAACUGCAGUGAAAGCUGGAAUUCAAUCACUGAUUUCCACAACCGAGCCUUACGGCAGAUGGUCCCAAGGCUGCAGACCGAGAGCGCAGGAUUCAAAAUUCCUGAUCUUAGGUAUUUCGUGUGGCCUUCAAUUCCGCACUGAAGAGACGAGAAAACACCGCAGGAAGUUCCAUAAAUCCAUUGAAACCGUGUUGUGUUGGAUCCGGAAAAGGUUAUUCGCGUGGGAGCAAGGAUCAGAAAGCGGCAAAGAAGUACUAGGUCUACAAGGACCCGUAGCUGUCUUUCUUUUGGGACUUGAUACAUCCUCCACAGAAUCGUGGGAGUGUUUAUUCUCUAUCAUUCAACCUUCUCUUUAAGAACUCUAUUUAGAACAGAUACAGUCCUCUCGAUCUUAUUUUGUUCCCGAGUGGCUCUUUAUAGUAGGAAAGCUUUUAAGUUUGAGUAAUGGACAUGCUCUGUUUGGAAGCAGAGAACCCUAU